AUGAGUCCGCAGAGCCACCUCCUCCUGGUGGCCCUCCUGGUUUUGGGGAGCCAGUUGCCUGCUGCCUUGGGCAGGAGGAAUGGAGAGAGACGGGGGGGAUGUCCACCUGACGAUGAGCCCUGCGUCCUGUCGGUGCCUGACCAGUGCCUGGGGGACAGCCAGUGCCCCUCAAUGAUGAAGUGCUGCUACAAAAACUGCUUCCGCCAGUGUGUCCGCAUGGUCGCAGUAAAGCAGGGCGCCUGCCCCGAGGACCGACUGCAGUGCCUCAGCCCCAUUCAGCACCUGUGCCGCCGCGACUCCGACUGCCGGGGCCUCAGCCGGUGUUGCCUGGGCGCCUGCGGCCGGGACUGCCGGAGCCCCGUCAGAGGGUCCGUGGCUCUGAACCUCCGGAUGGCAUUCCCAGGGGGAAGAGAUGAUGAGGGGGCCUGGGACCUGCCGCCCAGGCAGCAGCAUCUCUGCCAGCAGCAGUUCCAACCUUCCGCUUCACUGGGCGAGCGUAUCCCUCCCUGGUCCCAUGAUUAG
Pteronotus mesoamericanus is the source of this 522-nucleotide messenger RNA. RefSeq names its product WAP four-disulfide core domain 5 (gene WFDC5). The coding region runs from base 1 to 522 and encodes 173 amino acids. Gene Ontology annotation, molecular function: serine-type endopeptidase inhibitor activity. NCBI's taxonomy places the organism in Eukaryota, Metazoa, Chordata, Mammalia, Chiroptera, Mormoopidae. The transcript is spliced from 5 exons. Gene Ontology annotation, cellular component: extracellular region. The record is from RefSeq and is a predicted model, not a curated record.